GAGCAGAAGACGGGGAUGGGGCCGGAGGCGUCGGUGCCCGGCGGCCGCCCCGCUGCCCCCCCCGACGCUGCAGCCCGGCUGGAGGCAUACAGCCUCCGGUACGCCUACAUGAAGUCCUGGCCCGGGCUGCUGCGGGUGCUGGGGGGGCUGCAGCUGCUCUUCGGCGGGAUGGUCUUCGCCUGCGUGUGCGCCUACGUGCAGCGGGACUACCGGUGGUACGGCAGCGAGCUGCUGGCCGGGGGGCUCCCGGGCGGCGCGGCGGCCUACGCCAGCCCGCGGACCCCCUUCGUGCUGGCGGUGGCCAGCCUGGCCUGGCUGCUCAGUGCCAUCGUGCUGGCGCUGGGGGCCACCGGCUGCUACCGGAGCGUCCUGCUGGAGGCUGGCUGGUGGCCUCCGACGGAGGCCGCCCUCAACGCCCUCCUCUUCCUGCUCUACCUGGCGGCGGCGGCGGCGUACGUCGACACCGUCACGCUCGGGGGGCUCUGCUACUCCCCCCUGGCCGGCGGCCCCCUCCUCGGCGCCGCGUGCCGCGUGGCCGGGGGCCAGGCGGCCGCCCUUGUCUUCCUCUUCGUCACCGCGCUGCUCUACCUGGCCAGCAGCCUCGUCUGCAUCAAGAUGUGGCGGCACGAGGCGGCCCGGAGGCGCCGGGAGGCCCGCCCCGCGCCGGCCAAGCGCAUCGCCUUCGAGGCCUCGUCGGGGCCCCCCGGCAGGGUCACCAAGACGCUUGCCUUCGCCGAGGGGGGGGAGCCGCUGGGGGCCUCGGGCUGCCCCAUGUCCCCGGGGCUGGCGCCCCGGCCCCGCGCCGUCCCGGACUACGUGGUAAAGUACCCGGCGAUCCGGAGCCCCCGGGAGAGGGAGCAGUACAAGGCCGUCUUCUGCGACCAGUACGCGGAGUACAAGGAGCUGCACGGCGAGGUCCGCGCCGCGCUGCAGAAGUUCGGGGAGCUGGAGGCGAUGAUGUGCCGGCUGCCCUGGCACGCGCCGAGCGGCGAGGAGCAGCGCAGGGUGGCCCGCGUCUGGCGCGAGUACGUGAGGAAGAAGAGGGACUCGGCCUUCCUGGAGAAGCAGGAGCGCUGCGACUACCUGACGAAGAAGCUGGAGCACAUCAAGGCCCGGAUUCGGGAGUAUGACCGCGUCGCCCCCGAGGGCUCCGUCUGCUUCUGAGCCCACGGUGGGGCCGGCCCCCGCGCCGGCGCGCUCCAGCCUCGGCCCCGCAAAGCUGGGCUCCGGGGAGGCGGGCUGCCGCCUGGCUCUGCCGGCACUCCCGGUGCUCCCGGUGCCCCCGAGCUCACUGCGCCCUGCCCGGGGGACAGAGCCGGACUCGGUGCCCACCGGGCCGGGGCUCCCUCCCAGGCCCAGCCUUGAGCUCUGGGAGCGACUCCCGGGCUUGUGCACGGGAGAGCAGAACCUGCAGGCGCCUCGGGACGCUGAUUUUGAGCCAGAACGGUUUUUAAUAAAAUAUGGUGAUUUUUU
Molecule: messenger RNA, 1473 nt
Organism: Dromaius novaehollandiae (emu)
Lineage: Eukaryota; Metazoa; Chordata; Aves; Casuariiformes; Dromaiidae
Gene: OCEL1
Product: occludin/ELL domain containing 1
Exons: 5
Coding region: 16-1164 (382 amino acids)
Biological process (GO): positive regulation of transcription elongation by RNA polymerase II; snRNA transcription by RNA polymerase II
Cellular component (GO): membrane; transcription elongation factor complex
Molecular function (GO): cis-regulatory region sequence-specific DNA binding
Source: RefSeq, a predicted model, not a curated record